This is a messenger RNA of Peromyscus leucopus (white-footed mouse), 1475 nucleotides long. Its product is annotated as melanoma-associated antigen B18-like. The record is from RefSeq and is a predicted model, not a curated record. Gene Ontology annotation, biological process: negative regulation of transcription by RNA polymerase II. NCBI's taxonomy places the organism in Eukaryota, Metazoa, Chordata, Mammalia, Rodentia, Cricetidae. Gene Ontology annotation, cellular component: nucleus. The transcript is spliced from 2 exons. Bases 135 to 1172 code for a protein of 345 amino acids.
GAGACUUCCAGUAUGGCAGGCAGUCCCAACUUGAGCUCACAUCUUCCUUGAAGUACUAAGGAGCAAAUGAAGACUUUGAUCUCAGGAGCCUGCAUUACUUGCUCUUUGGUUUGUACUCCGUGACCAGAAUCAUCAUGCCUCGUGGUCAUAAAAGUAAGCUCCGGGCCCGUGAGAGACGCCAUCAAGCCCGAAGUGAAAGCGGGUCUAUUCAAGAAGCUCAGGCUACUAAAGCAGAAGAGAGAGAUACCCCUUCCUCCUCUUCCCCCCUUUGUAGUAGUGAUGUCCAGAGCUUCUCUGCUGCCAAGUCACUUGGCAAAUCUAAGAAGUCUAAGAGGCCCACCACUGCUUCUAUAAGUGCUCCAUGCAUCAAGUUGGAUGAAGGUGCCAAGCACAAAGAUGAGAAGAGAUCAAGCACUUCUCGGGCACUGCCCUCAACUAGUUAUUCAUCUUCAAUGCAGAGAGAUGACCUUGCAGUUUCACUGGUGCUGUUCAUGCUUCGAAAGUAUAACAACAGGGAGCUAAUAACAAAGGAAGACAUACUAAAGCAGGUCAUCCCACAGAGCAAAGAGGAGUUCCCCAAAGUUCUUAAGAAAGCCUCUGAGCUCAUGGUGCUAGCCUUUGGUAUUGAUGUUAAGGAAACUGACCCAACCAGACACUGCUAUGGCCUUGUCAGCAUAUUAAGUCCUAUUGGUGAUGAAAUUAUGCAUGGUGAGGCAAUAAUGCCCAAGAGUGGCCUCUUGAUGACAAUCCUGUGUGUGAUCUUCAUGAAUGGCAACUGUGUUAAUGAGGAAUAUGUCUGGAAAGUGCUUAGUGAGAUGGGGGUACAUGCUGGAGUCAAUCACUUUAUCUAUGGAAAUGUCAAGAAGCUCAUCACUAAAGACUUUGUGAGUGAGGGGUACCUGAAGUAUCGGCGGGUACCCUACAGAGGUUCUCCAGGUUAUCAGUUCUUGUGGGGUCCCCGGGCCCACUAUGAAACCAGCAAAAUGAGAGUCCUUGAGUUUCUGGCCAAGGUCCAUAACACUGUUCCCAGUGCCUUCCCAUCCUUGUAUCAGGAGGCUGUGAGAGAUGAGCAAGAGAAAAACCGAGCCAGAUUUGCAUCUAUGAUUCUUGUUGGUAUCAUAGCCAAUGCACAGUCCAGUGACAAUUCUGGCAAUUCCUCCAACCAGCACUGAAGUCUAAACAUAUUGCUUUCCAUCACUUUUAAAGAGAACAUUCAACCAACUAGUGGGAUCCUGAGGCAAUGUUGGAGAGAAAACAGUGCAUCUCAUAUUUAUAGCCUUACUCUACAUGAAUAACUCAGUUUAGCAUUUCAAAGUUUUCAAAAUUUACUUCUUUUAGAAACGUUGAGUUAGCGUUACCAUCUAAGUAUGUGACUGAUAUAUGUCAUACAAUCAACAUUGUUUAUGAUGCUUAAUAGUUAAGAGUUUCAGUAUUGAAAGCAAAUUAAAAAAAUUCAUCUUAGUUAACUGAAACAA